This is a messenger RNA of Prionailurus viverrinus (fishing cat), 2273 nucleotides long. RefSeq names its product rhomboid like 2 (gene RHBDL2). The transcript is spliced from 8 exons. Gene Ontology annotation, molecular function: serine-type endopeptidase activity. Lineage: Eukaryota; Metazoa; Chordata; Mammalia; Carnivora; Felidae. Gene Ontology annotation, cellular component: membrane. The record is from RefSeq and is a predicted model, not a curated record. Bases 793 to 1893 code for a protein of 366 amino acids.
GUUUGUUCUCUAUUUUUAAAGAGUUUCUUAUGUUUUAUCUCCCUCCCUGUUUUUAUAUUAUUUUUGCUUCCCUUCCCUCCUGUUCAUCUGUUCUGUGUCUUAACAGUAUGUUACUUUUUACAAAAAUUGGAUUGUACUCUACAACUAUUUUGCAACAUUUUUUUUCCCUCGCUAUUCCAGCCCUUCCCCCCACUUUUGACCACAGAAAUAUUUGAAUGAUUUAAGUAGUUUAACCAGGAGUUAAAAAUAACAGAACUAGGAGUGCCUGGUUAACCAGGGUGGCUCAGUUGGUUAAGUGCCCACCUCCUGUUUUUGGCUCAGGUCAUGAUCUCACGUUUUGUGAGUUCAAGCCCCGCAUUGGGCUCUGAGCUGACAGUGUGGAGCCUGCUUGGGAUUCUCUCUCUCCCUCCCUUUCUGCCCUCCCUCUGCUUGUGCUCUCUCUCUCUCUCUCUCUCUCUCAAUAAAUAAAUAAAUAAGCAUUAAAAAAAAAUAACAGAACCAGACCAACAGGGAAAGGACAGUACAUGGCAUAGGGAUAAGAAAGUAUGUGGAUCAGCCGUCUCUGUUACAGACAUGCUGCCUUGGUAUCUUAUACACCUGCUUGGUGUCCCCUAUCACAGUGUAAUGAUACAAUUAUUUGUAUGAUUUUUAUUGACCUCUGUUUCCUCCAUUACAUUGUCAACCCUUUGGACUAGGGAUGGUGGCCUGAUACCUAGUAGGUGUUCCAUAGAUGUUUACUGAAUAAAUACUUGAAUAAUUGAAUGUUGAGGAUUGAAUUCAAGGGAAUACCUGAUGUGGAAAUUAGGAAGAACUCAGCCAAGAGCUUUGGAUGUCAGAGCAUCGUUGGGGAGAUGUGUUUCAGCAAGGGUAUUGACCUUGUGCCUGGAGGACCAGCAAGGAAUGGCCUUCCUAACUCGAGUGUGCUACCGAAUGGGCAGUGCUGGUUUAGGAAGAGAGCUGGUGGAGGGAAGACCCAGGACAAUGGCUGCUGAUCGCGAUUUGGAGAUAGAGGAUGUGACUCUGCAUUUGGAUGGAGACAUGAAAGGAGAGCUGGAAGAAGAGAAGGAAAUGCGAGAGGAUGGGGGAGGUAAAGAUCCCUUCAAGAAUAAAAAGGUCCACAGGGUUGUCUCAAAAUGGAUGCUUCCUGAAAAGGUUCGAAGAACAUACUUGGAGAGAGCUAACUGCCUCCCACCCCCUGUGUUCAUCAUCUCCAUCAGCAUUGCUGAGCUGGCAGUGUUUAUUUACUAUGCUGUGUGGAAGCCUCAGAAACAGUGGAUCACCCUGGACACAGGCAUCCUGGAGAGUCCCUUUAUCUACAGUCCUGAGAAGAGGGAGGAAGCCUGGAGGUUUAUCUCCUAUAUGCUGGUGCAUGCUGGAGUUCAGCACAUCCUGGGGAAUCUCGUUAUGCAGCUCAUGUUGGGUAUUCCCUUGGAAAUGGUCCACAAAGGCCUCCGAGUAGGGCUGGUGUACCUGGCUGGAGUGAUUGCAGGGUCCCUUGCCAGCUCCAUUUUCGACCCACUCAGAUAUCUUGUGGGUGCUUCAGGAGGAGUCUAUGCUCUGAUGGGAGGCUAUUUUAUGAAUGUUCUAGUGAAUUUUCGAGAAAUGAUCCCUGCCUUUGGAAUUGUCAGACUCCUGAUCAUCAUCCUCAUAAUUGUGUCGGAUAUGGGAUUUGCUCUCUACAGAAGGUUCUUUGUCCCUGCAAAUGGGUCACCGGUGUCUUUUGCAGCCCACAUUGCGGGUGGAUUCGCUGGAAUGUCCAUAGGUUACACUGUGUUUAGCUGCUUUGAUAAGGCACUGCUGAAGGACCCAAGAUUUUGGAUAGCAAUUGCAGCUUAUUCAGCGUGUGUCUUAUUUGCUGUGUUUUUCAACAUUUUCCUGUCCCCAGCAAACUGACCUGCCUCUAGUCUAAGCCAAAUAAUGAAAAGAGCUAUCUGGGAAAAAAAACUGAAGUCUACGAAGAGACAGAGAAGUCCUUGCAAAUGCUAACAAUUUUUAUAAAGAGGUCAAAACAUGAUUCAAGUCAUCAGUUGCAAAGACUGUUUACAAAGGAAUCAGGGUUAGGGAAGGGGCUUCUGAAUGCAGAGGGAGGGAAAAGGAAGAGAGAAAAGGGGAGGGACAGAAAAAGCAGGGGUUGGCUCUUUCCAGACAUGCGGUGUGCAUUGUAUGUAUCCUCUAAAAGAGACUUGGUCUCCUUGGAGGAUAUGUUGUAGAGACUGCUUGAUAUAAUCCACAAAUACUGUACUGUGCUGAUAAUAAAAACUUUUCGUACCUGU